AUGUCUCUCCUGAAUAGAUCAUAUCCUCUAUUGAGGAAUAACAUGGCAAAUGUCCGGUUGAGUGCCCCGUCUAGAUGUUUGAUGAAUACCGUUAAUAGACUUUAUACGAAGGAGGCUGAUAGUGCGGAAAAGACGGUAUUCCCACUAGCCCAUUCAAAAUACGAGUCCAAACAGUACAAAUUACCAAAAUGGAAAGAGUCCCUUGGUGAGUUCGUUAUCGGCACCUUCCGUAUGGAUAUGGAUAAGAUACGGGCUGGUCCAAUUGCCGGCUCUUACUACUAUUCCAUCUGUAAGGAACAAGGUCUGCAAUACGAGAACGAACCACUAUCAGAGUCAGCAAAGUUUUUCUAUGAACAAUUAAACUUGCCGAGAACGUUCUCAGAAUGGUUCCAAAUCACCUUAUUACAUGAAUGGAUGCUAUUUGUAAGAAUGAGAGCCAUGCCGUUCAAAUAUGGUAGAAACUACCAGCAAAAAUUGGUCGAUAAAACGUUUACAGACAUCGAGCUGCGACUAUUUGAAGAGAUGAACGUAAAAUCCGGCAGCAUAGUUGAUCGUUACCUGAAGGACUUUAACACACAGAUGAAGGGGGCCAUUUUUGCUUACGAUGAGGGAUUCUUUUCCGAUGACGCCACUCUCGCAACCGCUGUCUGGAGAAAUUUAUUUGGAGGCAGGAAGAACAUUGAUAUUUCCGAUUUGGAAGCGGUGGUUAAAUACAUCAGAUCUCAACUCUACGUCAUGAGCAGAAUGUCCGAUAGAGAGUUUGCUCUAGGAAAAUUCAAAUUUGUCCCUGCCAACGAAAGCGUUAAAAGACUAUCUGCAGAAGAAGAGAAGAUUUUGAAGGAACAAGUCAUCAAGAAGUAUGAAAACUUAGAAAAGAGCGGAGUACUUUUGCCCAGUGAAAAGAGCAAUCUUUCCUACACUAACUGA
Molecule: messenger RNA, 927 nt
Organism: Huiozyma naganishii CBS 8797
Lineage: Eukaryota; Fungi; Ascomycota; Saccharomycetes; Saccharomycetales; Saccharomycetaceae
Gene: CBP3
Product: Cbp3p
Exons: 1
Coding region: 1-927 (308 amino acids)
Biological process (GO): mitochondrial respiratory chain complex III assembly
Cellular component (GO): mitochondrion
Source: RefSeq, a predicted model, not a curated record